AAGCUUCCUGGAAGCUGCAAUGGUACUCACCAAACACUCUCCAUUUAACCCCCCAACAGCUUCCAACCUCUUUCCCAUCAAACCAUUCUCUCUUUCAUUCUUCUCUCUGCAUUUUUCUUGCUUACCAACAAAUUCCAUUUCUGGGUCCUCUUCUUUUCGUUAUGACACUCAUCAAAUUCAGCAAGCUCAGCCCGAAACGUCUCUUCCGGUCCAAGAAGGACCGCUCCAUGGUCUCCAGAUCCGACCCAUCAUCUUUCAGCUUCUGCACCUCUUCGUCCUCUUCCUCCGACACCUCCGACACCCACCACAAGCCCCGUUCGACCAACGUCGGUGCCGAUGUCGGGACACCUACGAGCGUGCUUCCCGAGGUUUCGGGUGACUGGUCCGAUAUUUAUGGGGAGCUUGUGCAGGCUUUCAAGAUUAUAGACAGGGACAACGAUGGGAUUGUCUCGAGGAGCGAGCUUGAGGCGUUGCUUAGCCGGCUCGGAGCGCAGCCACCGAGCCGGGAGGAGGUGGCGACGAUGGUGAGGGAGGUGGACAGUGACGGCGACGGGUGUAUAAGCGUGGAGGCCUUGAUGAGCCGGAUAGGGUCGGCUUACGAGCCGGCUUGUGACGCCGAGUUGAGAGAGGCUUUCGAGUUUUUCGAUACAGAUCGCGACGGUAGCAUCACAGCGGAGGAGUUACAAGGUGUGUUCGCGGCCAUAGGGGAUGAUCGGUGCACAUUGGACGACUGCCGGCGCAUGAUAGCCGGGGUCGAUAAGAACGGAGACGGUUUCGUGUGCUUCGAUGACUUUUGUCGUAUGAUGGAGCUCCAAGCGUGAUUAAUCUGCGAUCGUGGUGCUCCUGAUGAUCAUAAACCGUUCAAGUGCUUAAUUAUUUUCUUGCUUUUUUUAUUUUUUUAUUUUUUUUGUAAAUUUUAGUGUGUGGGUUUUGGGGAAAAAUCUAUGAUCUUAAAAGGGAAGAUCAAUUGGACGGCUGUGGUUGGCUGAUCAUGAGACGUAAAAUUGUGCUUUCCUCCCCCGUGUAUAUAUAUAAGGGCCGUAUUCCAUAAUCGUAUUAGUCUUUUAGGUAGGCUUGAGAGUUACAUUAUGGAAUUUGGGCUUUUGGUGGGCCCAAAUCCAUGUGGUUGAAUCUAUUGUUUUUAUUUUUUGUUUGGAUUAAUAACAUUUUGGUCAUUGAAUAAUAAAAAA
Tripterygium wilfordii is the source of this 1190-nucleotide messenger RNA. RefSeq names its product probable calcium-binding protein CML36. The record is from RefSeq and is a predicted model, not a curated record. The transcript has a single exon. NCBI's taxonomy places the organism in Eukaryota, Viridiplantae, Streptophyta, Magnoliopsida, Celastrales, Celastraceae. Bases 162 to 821 code for a protein of 219 amino acids. Gene Ontology annotation, molecular function: calcium ion binding.